UGGGUGGCGACGGCGAGGGCCGCGAAGAAGCCUGCCUGGCUCGGACUGCUUGCACUGUCGGCUCUGGCUGGCGAGUAUGUGGAUUAAUUGACCCCCUUGGCAUGUUUAUGGAGCUGCGUUUGGUCUGUUCUCCAUCUCUGGGAAACUGCGUAUGACUGGAUGAGAAUGCCUCGAACAAAACAAAUAAAUCCUAGAAAUUUGAGAGAAAAAAUUGAAGAAGCACAAAAAGAACUUAAUGAAACUGAAGACCCACAAAAAGACAUUUCCGAGGCUGUUACGAGAGGGAGUACAGACACAGUUAAAGGCAUAAAGCGCAAAAAGAUUGUAACGGAGAAUCACCAGACGAAAAUACCAAAAUCGCCUUUGAGAACUCCAGCUCGGGCAAAACCUAAAGAAAAAUUAGAAGACCCUUUUUCAUCUUCUAACAUCCUUCCUGAUUCUGCAGAGCUCCUGAAAGAAGUGCACACUUUGGCUACACAAAAUGGGAAACAAAACAAACAGAAUGAGGGGACCUUUGGCGGUGAGGUAGCUAUCAAAGCAUCCCGAUCUGAGACUUCCAUUCCCACCAAGUUGUCUCUGCUACCUCAGUCGUUGGACUUGAAUAAAUGGCCAGAAGACAACUAUGGUUCAGCCCAACUAAAUUUACCAGUGAAGAAGGGGUCCACUAGCUCUUCAAGUACAGCCAAGGUUGACAAUAAUGAAUGUAUUAAUUUCGUUGAUUGUAGUAAUUCGUCCUCAUGUACCAAUACGGCAUUUGAUGUCUUACUGAAAGCUAUGGAACCUGAGCUGAACACCUUAGCCCAAGAGUGCCCUUCUAGUGGGAUGCAAAUAGAAAAACUGAGACCAAAUAAAACUGUAAGCGCCUCUUAUUGUCUCGCAUCCAAUACACCGACUGUCCAAAGUCAUGCUGCUUUGCUGCAGCAAGAAUUUGUAGCUGGAUCUCAACUUUUUCCUUGCACUUCACAGACUGUGCAUGUAGCAACAUCAGGGAAGAGUGAACAAGCACAGAUGCACUCAGUUGCUCACUCACAAGAGCAAGUUCUUGCUGUAGCUGGGCAACAAAAUCAACAAAUUACUGCACGCCCCAGCCUCACAAAUUCACUGGUACAUCAGCAGAGUCAAGAAAAGCUCAAACUCCAGCAUAUAUACAGUAUAGCAGUAACCUCUUCAAUAAUCAAUCCCCAAUCUUCUGUUACUCAGGCUUUUUCUCAAAACCAGCUAGUAGCAAAACCGUCAUCUUCUUUGUCAGUUCACCCGUCUAGCUCCUCCACCCAGUUACCAAUAGCUCCCUUGUACAAUUCGGCUCAGAUAGCGUCAGUUGUCAGCCAUGGCGUAGAACAAAUAUGUAACCUUCUGAAAGUCCAGAAGCCUAAAAAACUGGGGAAAUACGUCUGUGAAUAUUGUAACAGGGCUUGUGCCAAGCCUAGUGUUCUCCUAAAGCACAUCCGCUCCCACACUGGAGAACGACCAUAUCCUUGUGAGACGUGUGGAUUUUCGUUUAAGACCAAAAGCAAUCUGUACAAGCACAAAAAGUCCCAUGCCCAUGCUAUCAAACUUGGACUUGUCCUCCAGCCAGAUUCCAGUGGGCUGUUUCUCUCCCAUGAAUCAGACAAAGCACUUAGCAUCCAUUCAGAUGUGGAAGAAAGCGGUGACAGCGAUGAUGAAGGCACGGCUGAUGAAAGGCAAGAUGACCAGGGAUCAUUAGAACUGGAACCUGUGCACAUAAUGAAAAUUCCUUCUAAUUCCGAAUCAUUGCACAAAGGUAGUCCCAUCUCACUAAGCAAUCCAGACUAUACGUUGGGUGACUUCUCAUUGCAGGACUCAGCUGCACAAGCAAGGGCAGCUUUACCGAAAGUGAUAGUAUACCCUGUAAAUGUUUCUCCUUUAAGGUCCGACAGCCCCAAAGUAGCAGACCCCACCACUACGCUUUCUACAACACAACAGCAAGGGGACUUGAAAGUCACAAAUGUGAAACCAAAUUUAACACACAUAGACUUUGUAAAGGAGUCUGAUGCUAAGCAACAUCAGAAACCGGAAACAGGCAUUUCUGAGGAGCAGCUUGGGACGCUAGUUGGAACUGUAAUACAUGCCCAGCUACAAAGGCAGCAGGCAACAGACUGUUCGCAGGAUCAACAAGGAAAAUGUCUUCUGAGCCCUAGAAGUUUAGGGAGCACUGAUUCGGGCUACUUUUCACGUUCAGAAAGUGCAGAUCAGACCAUGAGCCCGCCAGCUCCAUUUAUGAAAGGAUUGCCUGCUUCUGAAAAAGACACGAGCAAAAGUUGUGUGCCACGCAUGAGCACUACUGUGGCAUCUGUUGUGCAAACUGUUUGUGCUGACAAGACCUUGCUUUCAUCUGGCCAGAUGAGACCACCUUUGGCCACAAAAACACUUGAAGAACGCAUUUCAAAAUUAAUAUCUGAUAAUGAGGCUGUAGUGGAUGAUAAGCAGUUGGAUAGUGUCAAGCCACGGAGAACGUCCCUUUCAAGAAGAGGCAGCAUUGACUCUCCAAAGUCCUAUAUUUUUAAAGAUUCCUUCCAGUUUGACUUAAAACCAAUGGGUAGAAGAACUAGCUCAAGCUCUGAUAUACCAAAGUCUCCUUUUACACCAACUGAAAAGUCAAAGCAAGUUUUUCUCCUGUCCGUACCAACCCUAGACUGCUUACCUAUAACCAGAAGCAAUUCUAUGCCUACUACCAGUUACUCAGCUGUACCUACAAAUGUAGUACCUCCCCCACACCCUUUACGUGGAAGUCAGUCUUUUGAUGAAAAAAUUGGCUCCUUAUAUGAUGAUGUCUUUGUGCCAGGACCAGCUACGCUACAGCUCCAAGGUGGACACCCUCGCACCCUUGUUCGGCAAACAGCAAUAGAAGAUUCAUCAGCCACUGAAGGACAUGCUUUUGGACCAGCGCGAUCCGUAGAUGAAAGCUAUGGAUGCAAUGCAUCGAAUGAAUUUGUAAUGGCAAGAAGCAAGUCAUUUGUACAAGGAUCAAAUUUGGAUAAAAUUAAAAAGCCAAAUCAAGGCCGAGGGACAAUGUUUGAAUGUGAGACGUGUAGAAACAGAUACAGAAAACUGGAAAACUUUGAAAACCAUAAAAAGUUUUAUUGCUCGGAGUUGCAUGGACCAAAAACAAAGGCAGCUAUUCGAGACUCCGAACAUAAGACAGUCUUGAACAGUACGCAACCCCAAAUCCUUCAUUAUCGAGUUGCCUCUUCAACUGGCACGUGGGAACAGACAUCUCAGAUAAGAAAAAGGAGGAAAAUGAAAAGUGUUGGCGAUGAUGACGAUGAACCACAGACAAACGAUGCUAGUUUGUCAAAAAGUGUAGCAGAGUCAGAGUGUCAAAAUAAACUAGGAAGUAUGGCCAGUAUCUCUAAACAUUCUGCUACCAUCCUAGGGUCGUGCAGCAUUUCACUUCAAAAACUGGCACAAGAUGAGCUAGAGACUCGUGGCGGCCCUGAACAUACCAUGGAGCCAAAGAUGUUACUGCAUGGGGAGAAGCAGGCUGUCACAAUUGCACAGGAAAAAAACGAACUGAAAAGACAAGGGGCUGGGAUUUCAGUCAUUCAGCAUACGAACUCCUUAAGCCGACCAAGUUCAUUUGAAAAAUCAGAUUCUUUUGAAAGUGCAUCGCCCGUUUCCUUUCAGGAUGCUAACAAGCCUGUGAAGCUCCAUUCUUUGAAUACCGUUAUAGUCCAAGAGGAGAAGCAUUCCCUCCUGAGUGCCUCCCAUGGUCCUCAAGUAGCAGAAGCAGCAAGAGUUCAGCUUCAUGAAUGUCAAGUUACUCCUAACGAAAGGAAUGCCCCAGUGCAACCACUCAGACUUGUUCGCCAACAUAACAUCCAGGUUCCUGAAAUACUGGUCACAGAAGAACCAGAUCGAGACCAGGAAUGCCAGUGCAGCGAUCCAGAGAAGACUGAAAAAUUUAACUGGCCCCAACGUAGUGAAACGCUAUCAAAGCUACCCACAGAAAAACUUCCACCCAAAAAGAAAAGAAUUCGCUUGGCUGACAUUGAACACUCAUCUGCUGAGUCGAGCUUUGAAUCGACACUUUCUAGAAGUCUCAGUCGGGAGAGUAGUUUGUCAUGUGCCUCUAGUUUUUCCACGUCUUUUGAUAAAGACGAUGUCUCUAAGAACGAGAGUGCUUCCAAACCAGAACCUACUAAUAAAACCCUGGAAUUCCUUACCAUUCCCACAAGUUCAAAUACGCUUAGCGUGCCUGGUCCUCAUUACAGAGAAAUGCGACGUGCAGCUUCUGAGCAGAUUAAUUGCACCCAGCCAGCCAUGGAGGUUGCUGAUUACAGAAGCAAAUCCUUUGAUUGCGGAAGUGUGGCUCCAUCCAAGCCUGCAUCACUUAUUGAGAUAUCUACUUCCAAAUUGGCUUCUGCUAGUGGUGGUGUUGGACACGUGCCUCUCUUAGAAAGGAGGAGGGGACCCCUUGUAAGGCAGAUAUCUUUAAAUAUUCCUCCAGAAAAGAACCAGCCUGACAUAGCAAAUAUUUCCUUUCAAGCAGCUCCUGCAACCGAUAUUUCUACAGUGUCCUUUCCAAGGUUGCAGAGUUCUGGGAAGCCUUCUGAGGAAUUUUCUUCAAGUUCUCAACACCCCCAACCUUACACCAAGCCUUUACGAGACUCAGUGAAAAGCAACAACCCUCUUAGCCUGCCUUCCAACGAACAGUCUUUAGGCUCCAGUUUGAAUCGUCAUGGUCUGCAUUCCCAAGCACCCCUUAAAGGACCAGCCCUUGGAGUUCAAAAAAGUGUAAGCAUGGUGGCUGGUCAGCAUAGUAUGCAAGAGGAUUGUUUUGCUCCCAAAUAUCAGCUUCACGUGAAAGCAUUGCACAUAGGACAGCAAUACCCUUUAGGUCUUCCAGGCACAGCUGGCAUAGAACAGGCUGGGGCUUUGUUAGAAAUACAUCCUAAACUAAAUGACAAAGUCUCCAAGCCAUAUGUGGCACAAUCCUUGCAACAAACUAUUCCCGAGAACUGUAGUAGUCAAAUGAACCGGGUUGCACCCUUUAUCGUCCCUGUGCGCCUUCACAGUAAUAUCCCAUCUUAUGGCUUAGCUACUGUUGCACCCCUUCCUCAGAUUUUAGUGACUCGAGAUCAGGCAAACCAGUCUCUUUGUAAAACAAAUCCUGCAUCAGUGCCAAUGGUCAGAGAUCAAGCUCAGCUGCCAAAAUCCCACAAAGAUCAUCUGCGGUGUUUGCCAAGUUCACAGCCAGCGUCUGUGUUUGAAAACUUAAUUUAUGAGAUGGGAAGCAAAAAUUCUACUUCAUUGGGGUCCUUAAAUAUGAUUCAGAAAGUGCCAGUGGGUGGGCUUUUCCCCCAACAGGAAUCUACAGCUUCAAGUAAACGCAUGCUCUCUCCAGCCAAUAGUUUAGACAUUGCCAUGGAAAAGCACCAAAAGCGUGUUAAGGAUGAAAGUGGAGCUGCUUGCACAACAGGUGCUAUUUCACUGCAUCCAUUGAAUGUAAAAGCUUGCGAAGCUAAUAAGCAAAAGAAACCACUCUUAGUGCGGCAGAUCUGCACCGUUGAACCCCUUGAAAGUUUCUCAUUAGAUCAAGAUGACAAAAGCAGUGGAGUCAGUCAUUCACCAGAUGUUCUGCUGCCUGGUUCAACUGAAUCUGUUCCAUCUGGGGUUUCUUCAUUCGUAAAGGAGCCUUUGGAAAAUAACCUCCCAGUCUCUGAAACUGUAGGUUUUGCAGCCAGAAAGGCACUUGAACCUGCUCUGCUGAACACACCAACUUCAUUUCUAAAGGAUAACAGUCAAGAAAGGAUGUCCCCAGGAAUUAAUAAUGAGAAUAAGCAACCCAGUAUCCAUAGCCAAGUAAAAUCUGGAGCCAUUUUGUCCGUCGUAAAUGCAGGUGAUAUACAGCGAUUAUCUUUUCCAAGCCUAAAGACAGCAACAAAUUUUACAUGGUGCUACCUGUUAAAAAGGAAGCCUGCGCAUCUGUUACAAAACGACCAAAAGUCUUCAGCUUAUUCUUCUUGGUCUAUUAGUUCCAACAAUCCCAAUCCACUUGGUUUGCCAACAAAGGUUGCUCUUUUCCUCCUGAAUUCAAAACAGAAAGCUGGAAAACCAUCUUAUACUCAAGCAAUAAGUACUAACUUUAGAUCUGAUAUACUGGUCUACUCAAGCAAGUGGAAGAACAACUUACUUAAGCGGGCAUUAGUUAAACAAAAGGCAGCAAGGGAAUUCAGCAAUAAAGAAAAUUCUGAAGUAAGCACUGAUCAAGAUAACGAGAACUCAGCCAAAAGUGAGCCAAGAAGGGUUAAAAUAUUUGAUGGAGGGUACAAGUCAAAUGAAGAAUAUGUCUACGUUCGUGGGAGAGGAAGAGGAAAAUAUAUAUGUGAAGAGUGCGGAAUACGCUGUAAAAAGCCCAGUAUGUUGAAGAAACAUAUUCGCACACACACAGAUGUCCGUCCUUAUCAUUGCAACUAUUGCAAUUUUUCCUUCAAAACUAAAGGAAACUUGACAAAACAUAUGAAGUCCAAGGCGCAUAGCAAGAAAUGCAUGGAUCUGGGAGUCUCAGUGGGAUUAAUAGAUGAUCAGGAUGUAGAAGAAUAUGGUGAAAAGCAGCGGCUGGGUUACGAUCGGUCUGGAUUUGAUGCAGAGGAUUCCGAUGGGCCGGAUGAUGAUGAGAAUGACAACGAAGAGGACGACGAAGACAGCCAAACUGAGUCAGUUCUAUCUGCCACUCCCUCCGUUUCAGCCAGUCCGCAACAUCACCCUUCUAGAAACAUUUCUCAGGAGAUCUCAAGCGCUGAUGAAGACAUCAAAAUUGCAGAUUGUUUUGCUGGCGUUCAUACAGACUCUAUGGAUGGCCUGCCGAAAGCACUUCUCACAAAGAUGACAGUACUUAGUACGGUGCAGUCAGACUGCAGGAGCUCAGGGCCACCAGUAGCAGUUCUACCCAGAGAAGCAAAUGAAGGAAAUUUGCAAGACACAGCGACAACCACAGAGCCUCCGGUCUCCACAGAGCCCAUUCCCAGGUCUCCAUGCCAUCAGAUGUAUGUGGACUACCCAGAUACGGAAGAAGUAUUGCAAGGUUCUGCUCCUACUAUUACGACUACAGUAACUUCCAAGAGCACAACUUCUACAAGACUUCCCUCUCCUCCCGUGGACCGCAGUACCCAGACCACAAAAGUUGUUCCUUCAAGGGCCUCACCUUUCCCAGAGAUCCAAGAGGAGCAUCAGCCACAGGCCAUGAAAUUGGUGCCUCCCCAGACUCACCUGUUUAGCCACCUCCCUUUGCACUCACAGCAACAAACCAAGACCCCAUAUGGGAUGAUUCCAGUGGGGGGCAUCCAUGUGGUACCUGCUGGCUUGGCCACAUACUCUACUUUUCUACCCAUUCAAGCUCGGCCAGUACAACUCACUAUUCCUGCUGUUAGCGUGAUCCACAGAACUACAAGUGCUCUUGGCGAUCCUGCCUGUGCCGUGUCUGGCACCACAAAUCACCUUGGUGUUGCUGAAAUGAACAGUGUUGUUCCCUGUAUCCCUAUUGGCCAGAUUAACGUUCCGGGCAUCCAUAGCCUGAGUGCACCAACCUUGCAGCCUCUUCCAUCUCUCAGCAUGGAGACGGUGAACAUCUUGGGCCUGGCCAACGCCAACAUCACUCCUCAAAUUCAUCCGUCAGGAUUAACUCUAAAUGCCGUCGGGCUACAAGUGUUGACUGCAAACCCUUCCCCUCAGAGCAAUUCUAGCCCUCCGACGCACAUUCCAGGUCUGCAAAUAUUAAACAUAGCACUGCCGACGUUAAUCCCUUCGGUCAGCCCCGUGACUGCAGAUGGGCAGGGCGCACCAGAAACACCAGCUUCCAAUAACAAGGCCUGCGAAACGCGCCCAGAUCAGGGUUCUGUGAGUUUGGCUGACGACGAUCGCACUCGGAUCACCAGUGGUCUGUCUCCUCAGGUGGCACUUGCUGACCAGCAGUACAGCGUUGAAAAUCUGUCGGAACCGGCUCCUUCAAGCGAAUACCGACGGCACGAUACACCGGGUAAACUGGACACUGAAAAGCCUGACUCCGAGAGUCAUACAAAACCAAAGUGCAAUAUCAGUUCUGUUCAGGUUGAACAGGCAUCUGCAUCAGAGCCUCCCAUGAAGGUGAAUUCUGACGUUUUAUCCAAUUCCCCCGGACAUCGGACUGUCUCUUUAGAUAGGCAAGUACACAGGCAAAAAGGGUUGCCUGAGAGGCAGAAUACUGUGGAGUUUAGUGACAGCAGCAGUGACGAUGAGGACAGACUUAUAAUAGCAACCUAGGGUUUUUGGUUUUACGUUGGGUUGUGUGUGUGGGUGUGCGUGCGUGGGUGUUUUUCGUUUUGUGUGUGUAUGUGUGUUUUUUAAGUAUCACUUACCAGGUUUCUUUGAGAACCUCCCUUUUACUUAAAGCACAUUUUUUUCUGACACAAACUCAUUACUAAUCUUUGUGCAAUCAUGAACUCUUGACCAAUAAUUGUUGUUUCUUGUCAGCCAGCUCCGGCCAUUUUUUGUACAUGUUGUAUAGACAAUUGUGCCUUUUUGGGGGGAGUUUUAUGUUUAGAAAACUGUACAGAUUGUCAAAAUUAUAUAUUAUAUGUAUAUUAAAACCAAGUAGUUACUUGUGUUUCGUAAGUAAAACAAAAUUUAAAAAAUCUUGCGUCGAAUGAAAUAAAUGAUUAAAUUAUAUGUUGCACUGUUAAAUGUAAAUUUUUAUGGCUGUGGGGCAAAGUUUGUGUGUACAGAUUAUGUACAACUCCAUAUUUAUUGUAUCCAUAUUAGUCUUGAGGGAAAGGGUCUGUCCAUCUUUCUUGUGUAUGACAUUAGCUUUACACUUAAAAUGAAAUCCCGUA
Molecule: messenger RNA, 8828 nt
Organism: Elgaria multicarinata webbii
Lineage: Eukaryota; Metazoa; Chordata; Lepidosauria; Squamata; Anguidae
Gene: HIVEP1
Product: HIVEP zinc finger 1
Exons: 9
Coding region: 160-8259 (2699 amino acids)
Biological process (GO): regulation of transcription by RNA polymerase II
Cellular component (GO): nucleus
Molecular function (GO): RNA polymerase II cis-regulatory region sequence-specific DNA binding; zinc ion binding; DNA-binding transcription factor activity, RNA polymerase II-specific
Source: RefSeq, a predicted model, not a curated record